AUGCCUCGUAGCCCACUGGGGGCCGAAGGGCCCCAUGUGCGCGACACUGAUAAAAGGGCCCCAACUGUCGCUUUGCAGGAGAAGACUUUGCAAGAUGCUUCAUUGACAGCAAUACUGUGGCCUCAAGAUACCGCUGCAAACAGUAAUCUUUGUCUUAUAGACCUUCAGGGAGAGGCCCUUUUAUCCACUCAGGAUCCAACUAAAGCUGCAGCCGACUUGCAGCCGCUGCAGGCACCUCCCGAAACAGCAGCAAAUGAAGGACAGCAGCAGGAAUCGCCUGAGUGCGAGCUUUGGGGCAUAGUACGCUGGCCUUCAGCUGCUGCUGCUUCGGCCGGCGACAGCGGACCCUGCUGCCUCUACGUGGGAGGAGAUAGCGUACAGGGGAAGGUGGCCCCCUUUGUUUCUGCAGACGGCCCAUGCACCCUUGCAGUCCUGCGGCGGGUGCGGCGUCCGCUCCUUUUAGACGUGUCUGGCUGCACGUACACAGUAGCAGAGGACGGGGAUGCCGCUGCUGCAGAUGCGGCUUCCGCUGCAGAUAAGGCUGCUGCUGCGCACAUGGAAGCUUGGGAGUUCUAUGGUGCUAUCGAGAACACCGUUUCCUUUUGCAGCGCUCCAGAACUAAACCCUUUCAAAGAGGCUUUUGCUGUUCAGGCCGCGCAUGUGUCACCUCUGCAGCAGCCACAGCAGCAGCCACAGCUGGGCCCCGUAGCAGCAGCUACUGCUGCCGCGGCUGCAGCUGCCGCAACAGCAGAUGCAGCAGCACCCGGUGAAACCGAUAGUGAUGCUCUGUGGCUCGUAGCUGCCUCCCGGCAGCUGCAGCAUAUGCACAACUCGUGGCAGCUGCUCAAUCUGAGUAAUGAACUGCGGAAUGAGCUGCAGUUCGGGCAAACGCAGCAAGCCGCACAGCGAGUACUGCUGCUGAAGGGCCGGCCUACCGCUUUCCCCAUUCCUCCCAGUGCUGCCCAAAUGCGGGACGAAAGCAAAACACUUAUUUGCAGCCGGAGUAGCAGUUUUUCUGUCACACAGAACACUAUAGACGGGGAGGUGUUAGUUUGCUGCAGGGAGGCAGCACCGCGCAGUGACGCAGGGGACUGCAUGCUCAUUGAUGACAAAAAAACCGACAAAGAGAGCGACCAACGGAACGGUACUCAUGGUGUUGCAAUUGUAGGCAUCUGCAGGUCUGUGCUGCAGUUAGAGAAGUCACGGGGGCGGAUUUACCAGGUGCAGCAGCUGCUGCAGUUGCCAGUGCAGCAACUGCUGGCUGCAUACCCGAAUUCAGUGCCGCCAGCAGCCGUCGCUGCGGGCCGUUCAGUGCUUUCUUCGGCAGUGCUGCUGCAGCGAGUUCAAGCUUCCCCAGCGGAGAUAGCAGCAGUUCUGCUGGGUGAUGCAGGCUUGCCGUCAUUGGGGCACUUCUACCAAACAGCAACUCCAGCAUCAACCCCUGCAGCAUCGCAAGGGGGAGGGCCGGUGAAAGUUGCAGAGCAGCAGAGCCACUGCCUGCAGCAACUUUUGCGGCAGCUUCCUAGUAUGUGGGGUUCUCUUCCUGCUGUCACUUCACGUGCUAUUCUCUACGACCCAGAUGUGGGCGGCUAUUUCGUGGUCUCUGCCGCCACGGUGCGAAAGUGGCUGUUUCGUAUUAUGGACUGCUUGGCUUUAGGCAGCAGCAGUAGCAACAGCGGCAGCAGCGAAUGGUUUAGUGUUGGGUGGGCCCUUGAGGCCAUUACGGACUGCGUGCAAAGGCACGGCUUGGCUGUGCCGGGAUUGCGCGUACAAGCCCACUCAGGAAGAUCAGCAGCAGCAGCAGGCGACAGUACAACGGAUACAGAUGAGAAUUUGCCGCUGCUGACAGCUGGCUUGCUUUUGCAGCUGCUGAGGCUUUUCUGUGACAUGAGGCUCCCGCAGCUCUGCUGCAGCAGCUAUCCGACAGCCUUGGGCGACAGUUGUCCUCCUCUUUCAACGGAAUCCGCGGCAGCAGCAACGGUAAAUGUGAACGGUGACCUAGAAGAUUUGCUACAUGGUUUGGAGAAGGUCCUGAGUGAUGCAGCUGCUUCGAAGGAAACUAAGGCCGCAGUGAAUCCCCUUAAACUGCAUUUCCUGCUAGCCGCAGAGACAGCCGAACGUGUGGGGUUGCCGUUGCAGCUGAAACAUGGUGUGACUUAUACUUUGUCUUCUGCAGUCACUGCAGUAGAGGUAAAGAAAUUUUGCGUAAAUCUAGGAAAGCUAUGGCAGCAAGUGCCGGUCAGGAUACUGCAGUGGGCAAAGGAACACAUGCGAAAUCGCAUAGCUGCUCUGAGGUCAAUUGCAGCUGCUGUCAUUGCUGCUGAAUGUCAGCAGCAGCAAAAUGAGCAGGAAGCUGCACACGAGCUGCUUUUCGCUGCAGCAAACCGAAUACCGCUUCUAGCAAUGUGGUUUCACUGGGAACAGCUGCAACAAACGGCUAGCUACCCCCUCUCAGCCCCGUCUCUCCUGCGUUGCUGCACUUACGGAUUUCCUGACUUACGCACCGACUUUUCGCUGCAGCGUGCACAGCAGCGUGCAAUCCCCACGUGUCUUCUGUACGGCAACCGUCCGCCUCACGGCGAAUCAGUUGGUCUCGAAACAGCAGCCGCAACAGCAAGGCUGAUGCAUGCAGCAGCUGCAUCCGUUGCAUCAGCGGCCUCAGGGGGAAGCAGCAGCACCCGACAGUUUGCUGCAUUGUUACCAGACGCAGAAGAAAGGCGCGCGUUCGUGCAAGGCAUGCUGUUGUCCCCUCUCCGCGGAUUUUUCAUUGCAGUUGAAGGGCAGCUUCUGAUGCUGCCAGCUGCAGAACUCCCGUUGACUUUGAGGGAGCGUCUUGUAGCUGCGUUUGCUACGAAGACCGUGUGGCGAGAAGAAGAGUUGCAGCCUUUCUUGAGCCUCUGCCGAUCUGGCAAGGAAGAGAGAAAUGAUCUUGCUGUGGAGCUGGGGGCUCCCCCGGCUGGCUACUGCUUUGUUCAUCAAGGCGAACUAUCUGCAGAAACAAUGGAGCAGGUGACCUCUUUCAGGUCCAGAAACGUCCCUCCGGCUUUCUGGGAAUUGGAUUAA
Molecule: messenger RNA, 3063 nt
Organism: Eimeria tenella
Lineage: Eukaryota; Apicomplexa; Conoidasida; Eucoccidiorida; Eimeriidae
Exons: 3
Coding region: 1-3063 (1020 amino acids)
Biological process (GO): mitotic sister chromatid cohesion
Cellular component (GO): Ctf18 RFC-like complex
Source: RefSeq, a predicted model, not a curated record